ACGAAGCAAAAGAUGAGCAAGGCUCGGCGAGGAAAGCCCGUCAGUGAGGAGACGAAGCAAAAGAUUAGCGAGGCUCGGCGAGGAAAGCCCCGCGAGGAUCUACGAGGAAAGCCAUUGAGUGAAGAGACGAAGCAAAAGAUUCGCGAGGCUCGGCGAGGAAAGCCCCUGAGCGAGGAGACGAAGCAAAGGAUAAGCGAGGCUCGGCGAGGAAAGCCCCUGAGCGAGGAGACGAAGCAAAGGAUAAGCGACGCUCUACGAGGAAAGCCCCUCAUUGAGGAGACGAAGCAAAAGAUGAGCGAGGCCCGGCGAGGAAAGCCCCGGAGUGAGGAGACGAAGCAAAGGAUAAGCGAGGCUCGGCGAGGAAAGCCCCGCGAGGAUCUACGAGGAAAGCCCCGCAGUGAGGAGACGAAGCAAAAGAUCGGCGACGCUCUACGAGGAAAGCCCCUCAGUGAGGAGACGAAGCAAAAGAUGAGCGAGGCUCGGCGAGGAAAGCCCCGCGGGCAUCUGCGAGGGAAGCCACUCGGCGAGGAGACGAAGCAAACGAUCAGCGAGGCUCUACGAGGAAAGCCCCGCGAGGAUCUAUGA
Prorocentrum cordatum is the source of this 585-nucleotide messenger RNA. The record is from the annotation of a GenBank genome assembly. NCBI's taxonomy places the organism in Eukaryota, Dinophyceae, Prorocentrales, Prorocentraceae.